AUGUUACUUUCAGAUAGAAAUAACACCAAGGCUACAUUCAUCCUCUUGGGCUUUUCGGAAUACCCAGAACUGCAAAUCCCCCUCUUCUUGAUAUUUUUCACCAUUUACAGCAUCACCUUAGUGGGGAAUAUCGGCAUGAUUCUCAUAAUCAGAAUUAACCCGAAACUGCACACCCCCAUGUACUUCUUUCUCAGCCACCUCUCCUUUGUGGAUUUCUGCUACUCCUCCAUCAUUGCGCCAAAGAUGAUUGUGAACCUAGUUGCAAAAGACAGAACCCUUUCAUUUUCAGAAUGCAUAGUUCAAUACUUUUUCUUUGCUAUCUUCGUUGUAACCGAAGCCUUUUUAUUAGCGGUGAUGGCUUAUGACAGGUUUGUGGCCAUCUGCAAUCCCCUGCUCUACACAAGUGCCAUGUCCCAGAAGGUCUGUGUCACUUUGGUGGUGGGAUCCUAUGUCUGGGGCUUCACGUGCUCUUUGACGAUGACGUGCUCUGCCCUGAAAUUAUCUUUUGUUGGUCUCAACACAAUCGAUCAUUUCUUCUGUGAGUUCUCCUCACUACUCUCCCUCUCUUGCUCUGAUACUCAUGUCAGUCAGAUACUUCUCUUCACUUUGACCACGUUUAGUGGACUUAGCACACUUCUCUUCAUUCUCUUUUCUUAUGUGUUCAUCAUUUUAACCAUCCACAAGAUGCGUUCAGCCAGCGGACGUCGCAAGGCCUUCUCUACCUGUGCUUCCCACAUGACCACCAUCACCAUCUUCUAUGGCAUUAUCCUGUUCCUAUAUUGUGUACCCAACUCCAAGAAUCCCAAGCUCAUGUUCAAAGUGGCCUCUGUGUUUUAUACAGUGGUGAUUCCCAUGCUGAACCCCCUGAUCUACAGCCUGAGAAAUAAGGAUGUCAAAGACACAGUCAGAAAGAUAAUGAGCACUAAAUUUUUAUCUUUUUCCAAUUCAACUUACUUGGGAAUUUGA
Molecule: messenger RNA, 966 nt
Organism: Nannospalax galili (Upper Galilee mountains blind mole rat)
Lineage: Eukaryota; Metazoa; Chordata; Mammalia; Rodentia; Spalacidae
Product: olfactory receptor 5D18-like
Biological process (GO): G protein-coupled receptor signaling pathway; sensory perception of smell
Cellular component (GO): membrane
Molecular function (GO): odorant binding; olfactory receptor activity; G protein-coupled receptor activity
Source: RefSeq, a predicted model, not a curated record